Molecule: messenger RNA, 1182 nt
Organism: Komagataella phaffii GS115
Lineage: Eukaryota; Fungi; Ascomycota; Pichiomycetes; Pichiales; Pichiaceae
Product: Protein involved in an early, nucleolar step of 60S ribosomal subunit biogenesis
Exons: 1
Coding region: 1-1182 (393 amino acids)
Molecular function (GO): protein binding
Source: RefSeq, a predicted model, not a curated record
AUGGGGGAGACGUUAAAUAUAAAUAAGAGUAAUAAGAGCACCUCUGUUCGGUUUCGAAUCGUAGUUGGAUCUUAUGAGCACAUACUAUCAUGUCUUAGUGUUACUGUCAGUUGCGAACCGAGUUCUGAGAAGACACCUAUUUUUCAGCCUAUUUUUCACUUCGAAGCUCAUUCUUUAAGCAUCAGAGCGUUAGAUCAGGCAAAGCGGUAUUUGGUUAGCGGCUCUAACGACGAGCAUAUAAAGAUUUAUGAUCUCCAAAAAAGAAAAGAGAUUGGAAGCUUACUGCAACAUACAGGUUCGAUAACUUGCUUGAAGUUCAGCCGAGAGAGUUCUAAAGCUAGGGAUGCGGAUGGUAAAUGGCUACUUUCAGGAAGUGAAGAUGGGUCAAUCAUCGUUUGGAGAACUAAAGACUGGGAGCCAGUAGCUGUGCUGAAGGGUCAUAAAGCUGCGGUAAAUGACUUGGCAAUUCACCCUAGUGGAAAAGUUGCAGUCUCGGUCAGUAACGAUAAAACAAUAAGACUGUGGAACCUCAUGAGUUCCAAGCUGGCAUCAACCCUAAAAAUGAAAGGAAAGGAUACUUUAGGACAAUCCGGUCACUUUGUUAAAUGGUCUUUUGAUGGGGAGCAUUUUAUUGUUGCCUUGGUCAACAGAAUAUUUGUCUACCAUACUAGGACCGCAAAGCUUCUCACAAAUAUUCCCUUUCAGUCCACAAUAAUGAAAAUUGAGGUUGUGCAGCUAGAAAAAGAAUACUUAAUCACUUGUCAUAGUAAUGGGGAGAUCUGUUUUUAUUCAUAUGAGUGCUUUCUAGGAGAUGUGGAGAAGCUUCAACCUGAUUACAAACUCUUGGGUCAUUCAACUCGCGUAAAGGACAUAAGCAUUUAUCAAGACGAUGACUCAAAAGACUCAUUUUUAGUAUCAGUUGCCUCUGAUGGUAAGAUUGUUGUCUGGAGCUUAAAAACUUUUGACCAAGUUGCAGUGUAUGCUACUAGCGAGCGCCUUACGGUAGUUACUACAAUGAAUGAAAACAUAGAGGACUUGAAGAAUGUAAAAAAAACAACCCCCAAAUUUGAGGCAGAGGACAGUGAUUUUGACAGUGAAGCUGAGGUGCUAUUGAACGGAACAACUGCCUCUACAGAAGACUUGGACACUAAUAAGAGUUUGGUAAGCAUUGUGUACGAAUAA